Molecule: messenger RNA, 1611 nt
Organism: Lineus longissimus
Lineage: Eukaryota; Metazoa; Nemertea; Pilidiophora; Heteronemertea; Lineidae
Product: serine/threonine-protein phosphatase 6 regulatory ankyrin repeat subunit B-like
Exons: 5
Coding region: 106-1611 (501 amino acids)
Biological process (GO): RNA processing; protein localization to ciliary inversin compartment
Cellular component (GO): ciliary inversin compartment
Molecular function (GO): RNA nuclease activity; RNA binding; protein binding
Source: RefSeq, a predicted model, not a curated record
CUUGGCAAAGGAACAACUAUGAUGAAAGUGCCUGGUUGAGGAGGAAUGUAGAUGGAUGCUGUACGAGUCGUCUAUGUGGAUACAGCGUUCAGCUCCGCAUGAACUAUGUUCUACUCAUAUCACGAUAUUUCCAACAUAAAUACCAGUAGUUCGAAUAAGCUAGUUGCCAGCCUGUAUGAAGCAGUCCGCCUCAAUGAUUCAGAGCGACUUCAGACCCUCCUCAAGAGCAACAAGACUCAUAAUGACCAGGAGCACAUGUCCAUGGCCCUCCACAUGGCGGCUCAGAGGGGACAUGUCGAGUGCGGCAGUACCUUGAUCCAAGCUGGGGUCAAUCCAGAUGCCCAUAAUUCAGGUGGUUACACUGCCCUCAUCCUUGCCGCCCGGCAUGGACAUGCGGACUUCAUCAAGCUGUUGGUGAAGGAGAACUGUAACUUGCAGAAGACUGUCUACCAGACUGGAGCAAAUGCUCUGCACUGGGCUGCUUCGUGUGGUAAAAUGGACUGUGCUCGUGUCCUGAUUGAAGCAGGUUGCAAAGUUGAUGCCAAAUCGCUCCAUGGCUGGACGCCUCUAAUGGUUGCUGCCUCUAAUGACGAGAUCAGCUUGGUCAAUCUGCUUUUGGACAACGGGGCAGAUCCUGAGGCAAGAGAUAUCUACAAGGGGACCGCUCUGCAUAUUGCAGCAUCUGAGGGAGCUCUGAUUUCAGUGGAGGAUCUCCUUUCCCUAGGCAUAGACGUCAACAUCAAGGAUAAAUUCGGCAAGACCCCGCUCCACAAUGCUGCAAGACAUUGCCAGGAUAAGGCCAUUUCAAUCCUGAUCAAGGAAAAAUGUGACGUCAAUGUCACGGAUACUAAAGGACUGACUCCACUGCAUUAUAGUGCCCUGUACGAUAACCCUGCUUGCGCCCGGGAACUUUUAAACGGUGGCGCAGAUCCGAAAGUCACGGUGAACAAAACUUGUCAGACACGGGAGGAUGUACAUGUACAAAAAGGGACAACAGCACUUAUGAUCGCGUGCGAGAGAAAUGCGGGUUCUGUCGUGAGAAUUUUGUUUGAAUACCCCGAGACUCUGAAAGUCUUAGAUGCGAAAGACUCAGAUGGGAGGACAGCGUUACAGCACGCUUGUUCAAAUGGUCACUGUCGGUGUAUCAGUGUGCUCCUUGACGCUGGGGCAGACCCAGAUGGAGUAGACACCGAUGGACCCAACUGUGACAAGUCUCCACUGAAUUUAGCAAUUUCUAGUAAAAGUUUCGAAGCAGUGAAAACUCUAGUUCUCGGCAACUGCUCGAUUAGUGAAUCAAACAUUCUGAACGCGAUGUACGCCGAGGAUUUAGAAAUGGCAAAACUUCUCAUCAUGGCUCAGCAAGGUGCGUUAUCGUCGAGUUUUCUUGUGAGCGCAUCAUGUGAUCCGUCUUGCAUGUAUCAGGAUAACAUCUACGACUUCUUGUCUUGGGCGGAGUCGUUCAUUCACGCGAGGACCCUGUUGCAUACUUGUAGAUGCUUUGUGAGAAAUUUGAUAGGUUCUCGGAACAUUUCUAAGAUGAGUGAGCUACCCCUGCCUGGUCAAGUCAUCCAGUAUGUUGGUUUUAGAGAUUUGAAUGAUUUGAACGGUUGA